AUGGGCGGUCUCAAUCUGGAAGUCUUCAAGUUCGGCACGUAUGUCAUGUUCCCCAUCGGAAUCAUGUACUACUUCGGCACAAACCUCGACGACCGCUUCGCCAUCCAGGGUUUCUGGCCCAGGCCCGAGGAGUGCAACAAGCUCCCGCGUGAUCGCGACGAGAUCAAGGCCGAGUACGAGCGCAUCGUGGCCCGACAGAAGCUGCGCCUUGCUCGGAAACUGGAGGAGGAGCGACGACUCGCCGAGGCGCAUCCCGAACAGCAGCCACAGCAGAACGAAUCCUAA
Molecule: messenger RNA, 285 nt
Organism: Ilyonectria robusta
Lineage: Eukaryota; Fungi; Ascomycota; Sordariomycetes; Hypocreales; Nectriaceae
Exons: 2
Coding region: 1-285 (94 amino acids)
Biological process (GO): mitochondrial respiratory chain complex IV assembly
Cellular component (GO): mitochondrial inner membrane; mitochondrion
Source: RefSeq, a predicted model, not a curated record